Molecule: messenger RNA, 5569 nt
Organism: Hymenoscyphus albidus
Lineage: Eukaryota; Fungi; Ascomycota; Leotiomycetes; Helotiales; Helotiaceae
Source: the annotation of a GenBank genome assembly
AAUGGUGCAUGCGCCAAUGAACCAACCUGGAUUAAAUGGCCGACUCUAACCUCCCCUUUCACUGCUACAAUUUCCUUAGGCAUAUAGAAUUUCUCUCCCUUUUCUCUGCUCUAUGCUACUUUUCGUUCUAGCAAGGGUCAAUUCUAUUGCAUACUUUUGUACUGGUAGCGGACGUUGGUGAUUUGAAGCACCCCACCUGCGCCUCAGCCUCUUGAUAUCCAAGACAAAUAAAUCAACUUGAACCAGCCUGACUACUGCACAACCACUGCCCACUGCCCAACAACCAUCAACCAACAAGCGGCCACUGUGUCAGGUGCUGUGUACACAACAUGAGCAAGCGACAGUUCAAGACACAGGCCUCCAGCAGUCGAGCAUUACCUAUAAAUAAAGGCUUUGGAGGCUUUGGCGCCACCCCACCUAGCACGCUAUCUUAUGUUGCGGAACUGCCAGACCUGAGCUCCAUUUCCGAUCCCAACAUCGUCGUCGCGUUCAAGAGUCUAUCCAAGGCAGAUGGCACCACCAAAACCAAGGCGCUGGAUCUUCUGGACGAGUACAUCUCCAAGCAGGGCGAUGGCGAUGGAGGGGUAGAAGAUCCGGUCCUCGAGGCGUGGGUGUGUAAACGGAAAGCCACUCUCUCGUCUCAAUUGACCCUAACUUUCUUGCAGGUUCAAUACUACCCCCGUCUGGCCAUCAACAACCACCGCCGAGUUCGUGAACAAUCCCACACCCUUCAAGUCAAAUUGCUCAAGUCGGCGCGUAAACGAAUGGAACGACGUCUACCUGAUACCGUGGGAAGCUGGCUCGCAGGAUGUUUUGAUAGGGAUGGAUCCGUAGCAAGGGCUGCCCAGUCCGGGAUCAGCUCAUUUCUCAACACGGAUGACAAGGUGACGUUGUUUUGGACGCGGUGUCAAAGCCAGAUUCUCGAUUAUGCUCAAGAAGCAAUGAAUGAGACCUCACAAACAUUGAGCGACGAGCGUAGUGUCAGUGCCGAGGAUGCCAAAUCUCUAUAUCUCAGGGUCAUUUGUUCUAGUAUCUCGCUGGUGGCCAAUCUUCUGAUUAAACUGAACCCAAGUGAUGUUUUGAAUUACCAAGAAAAGUAUGAAGAAUACAUCCGUGCAAAGAAGUUAUGGUUCUUUGCCUCCUCGGAAGACUCGGCUGUCAGAAAAGCUCUCUAUCGGCUCCUGAUAGUUUGUCUAGAGAAGCAGCCAGCUUCGGUUCAGAGCUCGUUAAAUAUGAUUAGUAUUGGUUUAAUUGAAAAGGGUCUGUCAGCAUCCCAGUCUACAUCUUCUUUGCAACUCUUGCAGGCCUUGGAAAGCUUGACACGUCAGUUCCCAGAAGUUUGGAAAUCAACUCGGAAGGGGGUGUUGGCUUUCAGUCAACUGCGCAAAUUCAUUCAAAGAGGUUCUCAAGGCGCCCCUGCAGUCUACUGGUCAUCGCUGCAAAUCCUUCUGGCCGCUAUGCCAGGGGAUGUAUUACCCCCUGAUGACGAAGAAUGCCUAGCAUUCUUGACCGAAUAUCGGACUGCGAUACAAGCACGCGAAGAAGCAAAACAGAAUGGAGAGGCAGCCUGGUUGAGUUAUUUCGGUGCUGUGGAAAUCUUGGUGCGAAUGCGGCCACAAUCAACUUUCCAUGGAGUUCUGUUUCGAAAUGCUGUAUUACCAGUCUUGGAAGGAUAUUUCCAUGGAACCCAAGAUCGCAUUCCUGUUACUACACCAGCAAUGGGAAAAGCCUACCAUGUCUGGGCUUCAGCCCAAGGCUUGGCACCCCAAGAUGGAGUGUCUUUCUCGUUGCAAAAGCUAGCCAGUGCAUUUAUUGCAGAGUCUCAAACCUCUAUCCACAUCCAACCACACAAUUCCGGAUCAUACCGUGAAGGCCAAAAGAAAAUUAUCACAGAAGGUCAUCGCUGGUUCUCUUUGCUAGCAGAAGCGGCCAAAUCAAGUGAUUCGGAGACAAUUGUGAGCCCAUUGAUCAAUUCAACCUCUGGAAUUCUCAGUUCUGCCAUCAAAGUUGUUGCCAGUGAGGAAGGGCGUCCGUAUUCAGCAGCCGCUAUGGUCGAAAUAUCCGUGAGACUCACACCCAAAGUGGUUGCAGCAUCACCAGAGCUUUGUGGCUCCAUCAAGACUUUGAUCCACUCAAACCUUCCUCAGCUCAAGAUUGUUCUCUCCCCCUCUUCAAGGUAUCUCGUGUCAACGCUUUUCAUAAUUCGUUCUUUGCCAGAUCAAGAAAAGUUCUUUGAAAGUGUAUGGAAACGCACCAUUGAUAUUCUCUCUUCGAAUACCUCAAACCCUCUAUGUUGGAAUGGGGUAGGAGCUUUAAUUGCAAACGACACAGUUUCAAAGAUUUCCAAGUCGAAUUCUGUCCUUCAAAAGCUCCUAUUGGACGCCAAUCUAAAUGCCUUGAACGGAGUGACAGAAGCUUGGUCAUUGUUUGAGACGGCGCUCGACUUCGACUGCUAUGCUGAUGAAUCUGCGGAGGCCUUGUUGAGUCAGAUACUGAAGGAGCUCAGUCCAACUAACAGCCCAGAACCGACACCUUCAACCCACGGUCAAUGGGAUCACGCCCUCGAGGCACUGGAAUAUAUCUCUGAGCGUAGACCAGGAAUAUUGAGCAAAGCAAAGAAUAGCCAUCUAAUGAUAACCACCAUGUUACUAGAGAUCAUGGAAAUAUCUGAUCCCGAACUUGCCUCCCGUGCCUUGGCCGUUAAGACGGUUGUAGAAAAAGCAAACCACACACCGGGACAGGUUGAUCAUUAUUCAUCGCUCGAUGUAAUACGAUGGAACCUUGAACUUGAGCCCAAUAGCCCAAGGAUUUUACAGUAUGUUUGUAGAAUAUCUCCAAUCUGUCCAUUUACUGACGAAUCAUAUCAGAAUUGAGACGCUCGUGCAGCAGGCAAAGGAUUUUGAGGCUUCCAAUCCAGAGCUCGCUCCAGCGACCGCUUUCUUUCCGGAUUCUGAGAAGUGGAUAUCAGCUCUUUCUCCCACUCUAACCUUGGGACCUAGCCCUGCGCUUGGAGUUAUGAGACCUUUUGGUGGAGCAGCUUUACUUGCUUCGGUAUUGUCCGGUGCAGAAGAUUCGGUCCCCAUGCGUGGCUUGAAAACUUUUCCAAUUGCUUUACGAAUGGCCCUUUAUACAUCAAAUUUGGUAAGUGAUAAUGGGCUGUUUUUGCGGCUCCCAGCGAAUCGUAUCUUGGAUAUUUUACAUUCCCAUUUGCUCACUGCGGAAGUGGUCAAUGAUAAACUGGAUCUCCUCAUUCCGGGAGAGUCAAUCGAGGGGUUCGCAGAAGAGGAAGAUGAGUUUGAUGAACUGCGAGCCUUCGCAUCUCAUAUGCAUUUGGGCACAACAAUUACUGGUGCAAGAAACUGGCAGAGUACAAAUUCUUCCUUGGAAAACAAUAACGAUACAUCCAGCAUCGUCAAUGCACUAAUCAAUAAACUUAUUGAGACUUCAAACACUAGCCAAACCCGAUAUUAUGGAUCGAAGGCACUCGGGCAUCUUGUUAGUUCGCUGGUUAGUGCCCAUGGUUGGGACAUUCCAAGAGGGGAUGCUUGGCUUUCAGGUCUGAACAUCUUCUCUGCUGGCACAUCGAACACUUUUGCAGCUGCAGCAAUCUUGACGGCUCUAGAAAGCAACAUUGCAAAUAAUCAAAUGAUAAAGACACUCUGCAACCGUCUGAUCAGCGAUGUAGCCGGCGUAUCCGCAACUUCAGCAAAAACAUUUGGAAUCGUGGUUCUUUUGAACGCAACUCUGUCGGUUUACUCUGAGGAGGAAAUACCAGUGGCGAAAAAUCGCCUGAUCUUUGCUGUUAAGCAGAUUUUGUCAUGGGCGCCAAGUCUAGCGAACACAAAUGCUUCUUUGGCCUCAGAAUCUUGUCGGGCAUUGCAGGUUCUUCUGCCUUCCAUUAAAGACGUUUAUGGAUCAUAUUGGGAAACAGCGAUUGGAUUCUGUCUUUCGAUAUGGGAAUCUAACCAAGAUGGCACGCUUUCAGAUGAACACAUACCAAUGACAGGAAUGAGUCUUAAGCUAUAUUCUAUUUUGCGAAAACUGGAUGAAGCAAAUGAUGACCUAGAUGAAACUCUGCAGGAUCAGAAAGAAGCCAUUUCGUUUGCAUUGGUUGAACUACUGAAACUGCGUCGACCACGCGAACACAAGCCACUAGAAUUCGUGGACACUCUUUUGUUAAGGCUACUACGUGAUGUUCCACAUGAUCACCUUGGGGAUCUUUCAGAGCUCUAUCCUCUUCUUGCAUCAGAAAACCGCAAUCUGCAAUCUGCAGCCUACGAUCUCCUUCGCCGAGCCCUAUCUCAAGCUCAGCAGCAGAUAUCUGUUGAUAUUCUGCUAGAGAAGAAACGUAAGUAUAUACACCGGAAUCUGUGCGCAGUAACUAACGAGAACCAGAUGCUCGUCUACCCGAUGAGCUUUUAUCGCUACUCCUGGAUGCACCUUCAAUUGCCGCCUAUUCUGACGAGAUGUUGGAACUUUUCCCAAUUCCAAUCCGAGGAUAUCUGCUGUCGUGGCAACUUGUCUUUGAGUCCUUCGACAACGCUUCCCUCAAAGUCCGAACCGAUUAUACUAAUCUCCUGAACUCUGGAAACUACCUGGGGCCAUUACUAAAUCUCAUCACUGACCUCUUCCAAAACUUGAGCAGCAAAUCUGGAGACUUGAGUAAAACGCUCUUCGACCCAGCUACAAUCCCCACGUACGAGCUAUGGAUGGCAAUCGACUCCGAGUCCCCCAAACGCGACAUCUGCUGGCUGCUGGGACAUCUCUACUACAGCUGUCUCAAAUUUGUCCCCAGCCUCGCGCGAAACUGGUGGUCCGACUGUCCUUCUCGGCAACUGAAACUCUGGGUCAACAAAUGGACAGAAAAAGUCUUUUCGCCCAUCCUCAUCCAAGAAGUCAAGAACGAGGUGAUGAAAUGGGCGGAAGAACAAGAUACCGAGGAUGACGAGAAGAAGCCUCUGAUUAUCAAGUCUUCCAGUAAACUACCGGAGAUUAAUGCGGGCUAUGAGAUUGAUGAUAUGAUUAUGCAGAUUGUUGUUUCGCUGCCGGUGGAUUAUCCAUUGCAGGGUGUGGAGGUGAGGGGCGUGAAUCGGGUGGCUUUUAAUGAGAAGACAUGGAGGGCUUGGCAGGUUAUUUGUCAGGGGGUUAUGAGGCAUAGUGUAUGUUCCCUUCUCUUCCAUUCCCCCUUCCCUCUACCCCCUCCCUAAAACUCCCUUCCUACCCCCAAUCCCCCCUACUUACCCCUAACUAACUCCACAGACCCUCCCCGACGGCCUAACCCUCUUCCGCGACAACCUCGCCCUUGCCAUGGCCGGCAAAACCGAAUGCGCCAUCUGCUAUUCUAUCUUAGCCGCCGAUAAAAAACUCCCCGACAAGACGUGUGGGACCUGCAAGAAUACUUUCCAUGCGUAUUGUUUGUAUAAGUGGUUUCAUAGCAGUAAUCAGAGUACGUGUCCCCUUUGCAGGAAUACUUUUACUUAUGGAGAGGGAGGACGGGGAAGGGAGAGGGGGUAGUGGAUAUAGGGGAAAAGACGGGGGAAGGGAAGGGAAGGGGAAGGGGGAUGAAUGA